Molecule: messenger RNA, 1438 nt
Organism: Alosa sapidissima (American shad)
Lineage: Eukaryota; Metazoa; Chordata; Actinopteri; Clupeiformes; Clupeidae
Exons: 2
Coding region: 16-1167 (383 amino acids)
Biological process (GO): DNA integration
Molecular function (GO): nucleic acid binding
Source: RefSeq, a predicted model, not a curated record
AUUUGGAGAACAGAGAUGGACAGACGUGAUUUGGAGGAACAACUCAUGGAAGCAGAUGUGUUGCCAGAACAGAGUGAAAUGAGGCGAAGAGGAGUAGUCUCAGAGGCCCACUCAACGGGGAGGAGCCAACUCCUCCCAUACACACCGGCACCUAUUGUGGGCGGGGGUCGCAACAGGCAACCAAGCACCCAAGCAACAAGGCCAAAGGCAAUGAAAACCAGGCCAGCGAUGGAGGACUGGGAUGCCUGGGAUGAGUCAGCUGACGAGGCACUCAUAUGCCCUGUGUGCAGAGUAGCCACCGCCGACGGCGUGUCUGUGCUUUACCAACCAGCGAGCAAUGCAAUGGCGGAUGCGGCGUCAAGAACAGCCGCAAGAAAAAGAGAGGGAGGAGAUAACGAAACGACUAACGAGAAUGGACACGGAAAUGGAAAAAUGGACGGAUCUAUUGGUAACAGGAACAUUUUUGAAAAUGACGACGAGAAAUGCAUGAUGAGCGUGACAAAGAAGGUCAAGGAAACAUCUGAAGAGGGAAAACGGGAAAGUUUGGCCAACAUCAUAGACAUACAGAACAGCUCAAGCCGAGAAGAAAAAUGGAUUUGGAUUGAAAAUGUGGCGAAGCUCCAUGAUGACAACUUGUGGAGGUUUGGAACACGAACAGUGGCUCCAGAAAGUCUUCUACCAUAUCUGACGGCGCAAAUUCAUUCACUUGGACACGUGGGAGUGGAGAAGAUAAGGAACAGAUUCAUACAGGUCUGGUGGUCACCGAAGUUCACAGCAACGGCCACAGACAUCGUCAAGUGGUGUGUCACCUGUCGGCAAAACAAUCACGACAAGAAGGUUAAGUUGCCAAUGCUGAAGACACCAGCUCCACCAGGACCAUUCAGAGUUCUCCAGAUAGAUUACAUCACUCUUCCCAAGUGCAAAGGCUACCGAGAUGUUCUGGUUGUCCUGUGCAAGUUCUCCAGGUGGAUUGAGGCAUUCCCUACACGAUCUGGAACUGCACUACACACUGCCAAAGUCCUUGUGAAAGACAUCAUUCCCCGAUACGGAUUGCCUGAACAGAUCUGCUCAGAUCAGAUUUUGUUGAUAACACAGUCGGCAGUGAAGGUCCAGGGUGAGAGAAAAGUGGAUACAUGCAAGCCAUUGCAAACUAAUAGAACCGCCUGAAACAUGACGCGCUUGGGUAGGGUACGAAUUCUAUCUGAGUUUCCGCCGAUCUUCUUUUAGGGGUGAGGUGUGAACUAGAGGGGGGAAGAUUCACGGGAGACUUUCAUUUUGACGGAAUUUAUGACGUCAGGAGAAAUGAAAGGUUAGAGAGCCGAGAGUAGAAUCUUUCCUUUGAGAAUCCGAACAUGCUCAGAGUGUUGUGGUAGUGGACUCUUCUUGACACAAACUCAUGUUAUGAAAAAUUAUAGACUUAGAUAAGGGUUAGGGUUAA